UCCCUCUCUCCAAUAAACAAAUCUUCCUCCAGUAGAAGAAGACGACACAGUUGUGAACUAUUAAAAUCUCUCUUUUUCUCUCUCUCUCUGACUGUUCGUGUCUCUAUGUAUAUAUGCAGAGACAGACAGAUUUACUAUAUAUAUUUCUCCCACCUUCUGAAACGCUUCCUCUAGUGAUCUUUCAGCUUGCAGAGCUUAUUCCCAGAUGGGUUGGUGUUGAUUUGUUCACACAGAUCGAGGAACGCAGAGAUUGGACUGAUCAUAGUAUUUUUUGUCCUUUUGAGGUCUCCCAGGCAGCUUUCCCGCCUUCUGAGCUACAACGAAAUGAAUUCAUUCCUCUGAAGAAGUGUGUUCAUUGAUUUCUCUGGGGGUGUAAGAAUACGAUGAACACCAGAGUCCGGACAACUUUGCAGUCUAUGAAAGCUCCAAUGAAGAAUGAAAAAGAAAAGGUAAAAAUGCAGAGAAGCAAGGUAUUGGAUUCUGAGAAACAGACCACAAAUCGACGAUGUUCGAUCAGAGAGAGGAAAAUGGCAUUGCAACAAGAUGUUGAUAAACUCAAGAAGAAGCUGAGACAUGAAGAGAAUGUUCACAGAGCUUUGGAGAGGGCAUUUACCAGACCUUUGGGAGCUCUACCUCGUCUUCCUCCUUAUCUUCCUUCUUGUACAUUGGAGCUUCUUGCUGAAGUAGCUGUUUUGGAAGAGGAGGUUGUGCGGCUCGAAGAACAGGUUGUGCAUUUCAGGCAAGGAUUGUAUCAAGAAGCUGUCCACAUUUCAUCCUCCAAGAGGAACAUGGAUGAUUCAGCUGAUUUAUACGACCCAUAUCACAUUAUUGAUUCCAAACACCAGCAAUCCAUGUCGUUACUGCAAACUGAAGCCAAUUCAGCAACAUCUGUGGGGAGGCAUUGCACUUCUCUCCGUGAUGAUGCAAAGGGAAAAGAGAAUCAAUCGUUUACUAAUGCCACAAGAAACAAGCAUCAAUCACCAAAUUUGAAAGCCCAGACUGUCAGAACUCCGGUUAAAAGACCUCCCAUCGAGUAUAGAUCAGCAGAGAAGCGUUUAAAUCCUCAGAAAUUACAGCUAGAAGGCAGCGUAAUUGACCAUGAAAGUGCAGAAGGGAGGACUCAGCCUAGUCGGGAUGAAAGAUUGUCAGAUGAUGAUACUCCAAAUAAGAUUUCAGAGAGCACUUUGAAAUGCUUAUCAAGCAUUUUCUUAAGAAUGAGCUCAAAAAAGGGUAGGAGUAUGGUAGAGCGAUUACCUUCAUUAGCGACACUAACUUCAUCGGAAGGCUUUGAGGGUACAGAGUUUAAGGAUCCUUAUGGUAUCUGUUCAAAAUUUCGGAAGAGAGACAUGGGUCCUUAUAAGCAUUUAUUUGCAAUUGAAGGCACCUCAAUCAAUCCAAACCAAACAACAAUUUCAGUGUUCUUAGUUCGUAGAUUGAAACUCCUACUUGGGAAACUUGCAUUGGUUGACUUACAGGGCCUUAACCAUCAAGAGAAGCUUGCUUUUUGGAUCAACACUUACAAUUCGUGCAUGAUGAAUGCCUUUCUAGAACAUGGAAUACCAGAGAGCCCUGAGUUGGUAGUUGCACUGAUGCAAAAGGCAACAAUCAAUGUUGGGGGCCACUUGCUGAAUGCAAUAACCAUCGAACAUUUUAUACUGAGGCUUCCUUAUCACUCCAAAUAUACUUUUGCCAAAGGUACAAAAAGUGAUGAGAUGAUGGCACGUAGCAUUUUUGGAUUGGAGUUGUCUGAACCAUUGGUGACAUUUGCGCUAUCCUGUGGAAGCUGGUCCUCCCCUGCUGUGAGAGUGUACACCGCAUCUCAGGUAGAAAACGAAUUGGAAGUGGCAAAACGAGAGUAUUUACAGGCAGCAGUUGGCAUUUCGAUGACAAAGAAAAUGGUAGCAAUCCCAAAGCUGUUGGAUUGGUAUUUGUUAGAUUUUGCAAAGGACUUGGAGUCAUUGCUUGAUUGGAUAUGCCUUCAACUACCAAAUGAACUUGGAAAAGAAGCGAUGAAGUGCCUUGAGAGAGGAAAAAGUGAACCUCUUUCUCAGUUUGUCCAGGUUAUGCCGUAUGAGUUUAGUUUCAGGUACCUUUUAUAUACAUAAAAGAAUUUUUGUUUAGGUAGACUUUGGUCUGCACAAUUUCGAGGGCAUUGGAGUUAUGGUGUUUGUACAGUUAUAGGAUGAAUACUUAGUGAAAUUAAAUACAUAAUACUUGUGGAAGGUAUGUUUAUUAUGUAAAAGGGUUGUAACUAGUUGUUCAUUGUACUUGCUUUUGGGAAGCAAUUUUAUUAUUUUACACAAUGUCACAAGCAAUUUCUUUAGUCCUUUUUUCUUAUUAUUGAUAAUUCAUGUUAAG
Messenger RNA from Ilex paraguariensis (yerba mate), 2358 nucleotides. Lineage: Eukaryota; Viridiplantae; Streptophyta; Magnoliopsida; Aquifoliales; Aquifoliaceae. The record is from the annotation of a GenBank genome assembly.